Molecule: messenger RNA, 4802 nt
Organism: Limulus polyphemus (Atlantic horseshoe crab)
Lineage: Eukaryota; Metazoa; Arthropoda; Merostomata; Xiphosura; Limulidae
Gene: metro
Product: MAGUK p55 subfamily member 7-like
Exons: 16
Coding region: 351-2066 (571 amino acids)
Cellular component (GO): plasma membrane; cell-cell junction
Molecular function (GO): protein binding
Source: RefSeq, a predicted model, not a curated record
UUUUGUGGGAUAAACUCAAACUGUAAAUGAUAGGGUUGGUUAACUCAUUGGGGUAGUUUAUAUUUUUGUAGCGUGGUGUCGACCUGAAUAGUAAAUAUUGAGGUUCGACCACACUUGAAGGCAAACUAUUCCAUAGGCUGACCACCCUAUCAGAAAAGGAACAACACUGCCUUAACUGUAGUCAUGUCUGAGAUUUUCAUAUCUUAAGGUUUGGCUUUCUACUAUUGUCUGCAUAGUUUUUUGUAGAAACAUUAUUUGGAUUUGUGGAUUUCAAGCCUCUAAUGAUCUUAAACUUUCAAAAGAAAAUCACACAAGUUUGACAUCAAUGUUGUUGGAGAAACAGAAUUACCAUGGCAGUGGGGGGAAACCAGAAUGGAAACAGUAGUGAACGAGCUAUACAAAGGUUGCUGUCAUUAUUAGAACAGCUUAGUGACCAGGUUCAAGGCCGAGAAGAGGACAAAAUUUUUUUAAGGGAAUUGUUACAGAGUCGUCCACUUCAGGCACUUGUUUUUGUGUACAAUCGAGUAGCCAAUCAUAAAGGAAAAGGAUGGAAGCCAUCUAGUCAAAAUGCUUCUCUCUUAGGAAACCAGAUAGUUGAAGAGCUGAGAAAAGGAGUUUCAAAAGAUCAGCAAGAGCUUUGUCAGUUGUUGCGAGAUCCUCAUGUGAAGGGACUUCUUCAAACACAUGAUCAGAUAGCAAGAAAAGAAUUUGUUCCUGUUCUACCUGAUGUUCCUACAGAAGUUGAUGAAGAUGAGGAUACUGUAAAAAUUGUUCAAUUGGUGAAAAGUAAUGAGCCUUUGGGGGCAACUAUAAAGUACAAUGAGGCAACUGGAGCUAUUGUUAUAGCACGCAUUAUGCAUGGUGGGGCAGCUGAUAGAAGUGGUUUGAUACAUGUUGGGGAUGAAGUUCAUGAAGUAAAUGGGAUCAGUGUACUAGGAAAAUUGCCUCCUGAUGUAGUCAGUAUUCUGCAGCAAACACAGGAUGGUACCAUCACUUUUAAGCUGGUGCCAGGAGAAGAUUUUUUCCAUGCAAGAGAAAGUCGGGUGCGAGUGCGGGCUCACUUCACCUAUGACCCUUCUCUUGAUCCCCAGGCUCCAUGCAAAGAGGCAGGUCUUCCAUUUAGUAAAGGUGAUAUUUUACAUAUAGUCAAUCAGGAUGAUCCCAAUUGGUGGCAGGCCAGGAGGGAGGGUGAGAGAAACUCUAGAGCUGGACUUAUACCUAGUCGACAAUUACAAGAAAGGAGAAUAGCUACCAUAAGGGAUCUUUCCUUGAAAAAAAAAGAGGUGUUGCCAAGGUGUCAGUCACCAGGCUUAAAAGAACAGAAAUCAAGAAAAGUGAAAAAAAUCAUGUACGAUGUUUCAGAAAAUGAUGAUUUUGAUAGGGAGGAACUAGCAACUUAUGAAGAGGUUGCAAAACUAUAUCCAAGACCUGGACUACACAGGCCAAUUAUAUUAAUUGGGCCUCCUGGUGUUGGAAGAAAUGAACUAAAGAGAAGGUUAUUAGCAACAGAUCCUGACCACUAUAAAACCACUGUACCUCACACUAGCAGAACGAGAAAACCAUGGGAAGAGGAUGGGAAAGAUUAUUACUUUGUAUCAAGGGAGUUUAUGGAAGAGGAAAUAGGUUUUGGCCAUUUCAUUGAGCACGGCGAGUACAAAGGCAACCUGUAUGGAACUAAUGUGGAGACUGUUCGUUCCAUAGUAAACGCUGGAUAUGCUUGUGUAAUGAACCCUCAUCCACAGGCGUUAAAGUUGUUGAGAACUCCUGAAUUGAAACCAUUCAUUAUAUUCAUCAAGCCCCCCCAUUUGGAUCAGUUGAAAGAAACAAGAAUUAGAGCCAAUGCAAGAUCUACAUUUGAUGAAACCUGUUCACAUGGAUUUACAGAUGAAGAAUUCCAUGAAAUUAUUUUCAGUGCACACAAGAUAGAGUUUUUGUAUGGACACAUGUGUGAUGUUACAAUUGUUAAUGAUGACAUUGUUAAAGCCACAGAAGAGCUCAUUGCUACAACAAAACGGGUUGAAAUGGAUCCACAGUGGGUUCCUGCUAGUUGGGUGGCUUCCAGUUAGUAAUGGGAAGAGCAAUAUUUUUUCUACCCACAAUUAUUAUUAAUGAACAUGGAUGAGUGAAGGGGACUUUUCCAUGAACAUAAAAGUAUUUUAAUAUAUCUAUAGCUACAAAACUGUGGAUUUAAUUUUAAUUAUUAAGAAUUAGAUUUAUUUUGAGCAUAUUAUAAUAAUUAUUGUAUCAGUUUCCUUAUAUUUUUGUACACUCAGACUUCCCCUCAUUUCAGACUGAAAGAUUUUCAGUUUAAUCAUGAUAUGACCAAAAACUGAGGUGAAAUUUCUCGUUAUUUAACUUCUUUGGUGUGAUGUUCGUGUACAAAGGUCAGAUAAGUUUUAAUGGAAAGAGUAGAUGUGUCAACAUUAUUAGUGUUAUUCUGCACACAAGUGAAAACAAAUUACAAGUCCUAUAAAGAAACAGGUGAGAUUUUUAGGAAGAAUUUGUUUCCAUUUGUAUAGUUUGUGCCAAUGUGAUUACUAAACAUAAAGGAACAAUAUAACCUUACGUUUUCUGAGUGAAGACUUCAGUUGUUAAACCACAUACUGACUUUGUUAGAAUAUGUUAAACUUGAGAAAGUGAAUGAUAUUAGUAACUUGGGUAAACAAACUGUAGCAAUGCAUCAACAAAUAAACAUAAAAAAAAGAUGGAAACAUAAAGAAAUGAUAAUUUAUUUGGCCAAAACACUGUGUAUUUCUUUUUCUCUCUUGCAAUAAUUUUAAUUAGUAGCUAUUUUUCUGAACUUGUUUCAGUUUGUUCAUCAUAUUUUCAUGAACUUUUUACCAGUUAAUACUUUACAUAUCAGAGAUUCCCUUUGUGUACAUACAAUUAUUCGACAAUCAGCAAAGAAAAUCACUCAAAGCUAUCCCAGGUGUUGAAAUUUGAUUAAAUUUCUUACCUAUAAUGAUUUUUAGAAAAUAAUGUGAAGUUUUUUUGAGACCUAUGAAAAUCAUUUUAACGGAAGUUGAAAAAUUUAUUUUCUCUCGUUUUUUGACUUGGUAAGACCACUAUUCAUAAUGCAACAGUAGAGUCUGUCUAAAAUCUGACCAAUCUUAUACAUAAUUGAGAAAUGCAUCAUUUUUUUUAUAUAACUUUAAAUAUGAUUACUUUUAUAAGGUUAUUGAUAGUGGUUAAAUUCUUGUAUUUGUUGAAAGGAAAACAUUUUUGAUUAGAAAAUAACAUUUCAUUAUUUGUUUAUAUAGUGUUAUAUUACUAGUAGUUACCACGGCUCUUGGUGUUUUCAAGAUCAAUACUUAGUCAUUCUAUAGCUGAGUACACUGUGCUGGAGGUAUAUCUUAUAAUGCAUUGACUUCUUUAUUUGUGAUUGUUUGUUUCUGUUUCCUUGACAUUAUUUAAUGCGAACAAGGCGUGCUAAUUGGAUGUAUCAUGUUUAAAUUGUUAAAAAAAUAAACAGCAAAUAAUUGUCAAAUGUAAGCUUUUCUAAAAAUUGUAUAAACAUCUAUCUCAACAAGACAUUCCUAACAAUAGAAUAGGGGCAUGAAGCUAAGCCUAACAAGUUUGUACUAAUACUAUAUGAAUACUUAUGUCAGUUAGGUAUUCGGACAAACAAAGAAGUUUCGAAAGUAGAAAAGGGCUUUAUCUCAAUAAGCCUUAGAGUUAAAAAACAAAAAGCUUACUUAGUUUUGAAGAAUCAACAGGGCUGUUUGUUUACUUUUCUCUAAACGACACUGCCAAAGCCAUCUUUUGCACAUGUACUUUUGUUUAUUCCUGCUAAGAUGAUCUCUUCUAGGUUUUUCCCAAGUUUAUUCUUGUUAUUAAAGCCAUGUUUAUCAGAAUAACAUAUCUAGUAGUUAAAACCAUGUGGACUGACAGUUUAUAAAAUUUUCUUCUCAAUAAACCCGUCUUCAGAACAAUUUUUAAACAAGUUGGAUUGCUAGACAGUUUUUCUUUUAACACCCAGUCUAUGAGUCAGUGAGACAUUUUUGAUGGGUUGAUUCCCAAAAAAAAACUUUCCAAUAUAUCCUUUCUUUCUAGGUUCUGAAUAGAGGCUUGAACUUUCUACAAUACCUGGAAUCUGAAUUGCCCACUGGUGUGGCCAAAUUUGCACUAGUUUUCAGGCUACAAGGGAGUAGAACCCAUAAUCCUCUUCUAAAAUCCCUCACAAAACAUAUUACAAAAUAAAAUAUUUAGUUCCUCAGCUCUAUAAAGCUAUUUUCUCCAUGAUUUUUGAGAGUUCUGUUGAUAGAGAUGGCCAGGAAGGCCCAAUGAAGCUUACUUGUUGCUGUAAAGUGGCUAAAGUCAGUACUUGCCUGAAGUGUGUGCCAAGACAAAAAUUCUACUGUUUUGUAUAACAGGAACACAGACUGACCAAUCCCAUAAAUUCUACAUCUUGAAUACUGAAAAACAUGACAUCCCUCAAAUAUGAUCUUAGCAGCUUGUAGACUGGGUUCUUUUCUAGUAAUGUAAAUAUUUUUUUUUAUCUGACAAAUUGGCAAAUUAAUGGUAUUUAAUUACUAUGUCUGCAAGCAUUAAAGAUAUUGAUUUUAUAUGGUAUUUAAUUACUAUGUCUACAAGCAUUAAGGAUAUUGAUUUUAUAUGGUAUUUAAUUACUAUGUCUUCAAGCAUUAAGGAUAUUGAUUUUAUAUGGUAUUUAAUUACUAUGUCUACAAGCAUUAAGGAUAUUGAUUUUAUAUGGUAUUUAAUUACUAUGUCUUCAAGCAUUAAGGAUAUUGAUUUUAUAUGGUAUUUAAUUACUAUGUCUGCAAGCAUUAAAGAUAUUGAUU